AAUAAAACGUCAUUUAGAAAUUUUCAAAAUAUGAAAACUACAGGAGAUGAUUCGAGAAGAAACAUUUACAUAUCUGCAGAAAAAAGAUACAGAAGGCUCUCUGGAUUAGUCCAUACAAGUUUACAAACUGACAAUAACUCUGAGUUUAUGAAAGAUGGCAUUGAAACGUCGGUAGAGUUUGGUAAAAUUGAUAAAAUAGAAUCAAAUACAAAGUGUUUAGAAGAAAACUGUUACAAAUUUACGUCCGAAUUAAUUGACACUAGUUUAAAGCCAAGAAGACAAUCCAGAAGACUAUACGGUCGAUGUAAAUGUUCAACGAAUGCUAAUUCCGUUCAAGUUCAAAAUGAAUCCAAUGAAGAUACUUCUGAUGAAUUAGCCAAUGACACGCUAAGGGAAGAUAAAAUAAAUUCGUCUAAUAUUGAUGAAAAUUCCACUCAAUUGUCUGAUGAUUAUCUAAAAGAAAACAUUAGUAAUCCUUCUAAAAGACGACCCUGGAGACUAUCUGGACAAUUUAAGUGUUUAACGAAUGCUAGUUCCGUUCAAGUUCUAAAUGAAUCCAAUGAAGAUACUUCUGAUGAAUUAGCCAAUGAUACUCUAAGGGAAGACAAAAUAAAUUCCCCUAAUAUUGAUGAAAAUUCCACUCAAUUGGCUGCUGACUCUCUGAAAGAAAACAUUAGAAAUUCUUCUAAAAAAACAUCCAGGAGUGUAUCUGGUCGAUUUAAAUAUUUAACUAAUUCUAGUUCCGUUCUAGUUCUAAAUGAGCCCAAUGAAGAUACUUCUAAUGAAUUAACUAAUAAUAUUCUAAGGGAAGACACAAUAAAUUCCCCUAAUAAUGAUGAAAAUUCCACUCUAUUGGCUGCUGACUCUCUAAAAGAAAGCAUUAGUAAUUCUUCUAAAAGACGAUCAAGGAGACUAUCUGAUCGAUUUAACUGUUUAAUGAAUGGUAGUUCCGUUCAAGUUCUAAACGAAUCCAAUAAAGAUACUUCUAAUGAAUUAGCUAAUGAUAUUCUAAGGGAAGACAAAAUAAAUUCACAUAAUAUUGAUGAAAAUUCUACUCAAUUCGCUGAUGACUCACUGAAAGAAAACAUUAGUAAUUCUCCAAUACCCAAAAGAAAUUUAAAAAAGAGACGAAAGAAGGAAUUAAGUGAAAAAGAAAUAAUUAAGUAUUACUUGGAUAAAACUUUUAAAAAACGAUUCAACUCUCUUGAAACGAUUUUUGAAGCCCCCGCUAAACAGAGUAUGAGUGUGAGAAAGUACAAGAGAUUUUUAACAUUUGAUAACAGUCAGUCUAAAAUAAACAAACGACAUAGCAAAGUAUUGAAACGUAAAGUUUGUAGUAAAUCUGGUAAAAAAACCUUAAACUAGUAGAGAGUUGAUGCAUUAAUAUUUUCCUCUGUGUGCUGUUAUUAGUUUAUAAUUAUUAAUAAAUAUUCGAGUAAUUUUUGGUGACAAAACAU
Sitophilus oryzae (rice weevil) is the source of this 1457-nucleotide messenger RNA. RefSeq names its product myb-like protein D. The coding region runs from base 31 to 1365 and encodes 444 amino acids. Lineage: Eukaryota; Metazoa; Arthropoda; Insecta; Coleoptera; Curculionidae. The record is from RefSeq and is a predicted model, not a curated record. The transcript has 2 exons.